This is a messenger RNA of Brassica napus (rape), 774 nucleotides long. RefSeq lists its product as uncharacterized. NCBI's taxonomy places the organism in Eukaryota, Viridiplantae, Streptophyta, Magnoliopsida, Brassicales, Brassicaceae. The coding region runs from base 1 to 774 and encodes 257 amino acids. The record is from RefSeq and is a predicted model, not a curated record. The transcript has a single exon.
AUGGCUAAGGUUACAGAAGCGAUUUCUGGUGAUUCUUGGGCUCUGCCUAGAGGUCGCCAUCGGAUCAUUCAGCUCAUCAAGGCUUGUUUGCCGGCUAAGCCUCCGGUGCUAUCACCUUUAAUCCCGGAUUUAUUUCUUUGGAAAAACAAUCCUGACUCUGAGCCUGGUCAGUUUAAAGCUUCACGCACCUGGGAGACUUUGGUUCCUGCUCCACCACCUGUCUUGUGGCACAAGACCAUCUGGUUCAAGGUUCGAAUUCCCAAGCAUUCCUUUCUAGCAUGGGUUGCAAUUCUGAACAGGCUCCCGACAAGGGAUAGGCUUUGCCAAUGGAGUCCUGAGACAUCACCGACAUGUCUUCUUUGUGACUCCUCAGAUGAGAACCGUGAUCACCUGUUUCUUGGUUGCCCUUAUUCUCAAGAUGUUUGGAAUCAUUUUUUCAGACACUCUAAUUUCAAUCUGCCUGCGGAUUUUGAGGCUAUCUUUCAGUGGCUUCCUUCAUCAUCUACAAAUCUCAAAGUUAGAACCAUAUGCAAUCUGCUUGUCCAAGCUAUUGUGUAUGCGUUAUGGAAAGAGAAAAAUUUAAGAUUGUAUACUUCUUCUAGUCGCCACUCUUUGCUUCUGGUCAAAGAGGUUAAAGUGAUCCUCAAAGCUAAGCUGGUUGGUCUAGGCCGUUCUCCACCUGGGCACAGCUUGCAACAGUCUACUUCCUCUUCAAAGUCUACAUCCUCUUCAAAGACCUAUUUACAUGAGUGGUUUCACCACUUCGAUGUCUAA